AUGGAACUGUGCACUGGCGGGGAUCUUCUCGAGCUCAUCCAGAAGCGGCCCGGCGCGCUACUUAGCGAGGCGGAAUCGCGCCACGUGUUCACCUCCGUAGCGCGCGCCGUGAAGCAGUGCCACGCCAGCAGCAUUGUCCACCGCGACAUUAAACCCGAGAACAUUCUCCUCUGCCCGAUUCAGAAAGCCAACGCCUCCAGCGCCGCCGCCGUCGCCGCCGCCAGUGACGACGUGUCGUUUGCUUACACCGCGAAGCUCGCAGAUUUCGGGCUCGCUGUGGACGUGCCGUGGUGGCAGCAGAUUCGCGGGUAUGCCGGCAGCAAGCCGUAUGAGGCUCCCGAGGUGAUGGCGGGGGUUGCGUACGACGAAUCCGCGGAUAUCUGGAGCCUUGGAGUGACUCUCUACGCGAUGCUUUCGGGAAAGUGGCCGCUGUUCAGGGGCGGGAAGCGGGUCCUCGACGAGAAGGUGGAUUUCGCAUCGAACGACUGGAAGAAGGUGUCGGGUGAUGCGAAAGAUCUCAUCCGUCGGAUGUUACGCGUGGAUGUGAACGAACGGUUCACAAUUGACGAGGUUCUGGCGCAUCCGUGGGUACGUCCAGCAGUAGCAGCAGCGGCUCAGGAAGUGAUGGAGACCGUCGAUCUGUCGGAGAAACGAACGGCUGCUGUUGUUUCGCACACCGACGCUCAGAUCACCCCGGGAAUCGCGGAAGCUGAUUCUGAAAGCACCGCUACCAGCGCCGCGAUUUUCGCGUCUGAAGCCAAGUCUACCGUUAGCACUGUUUUCAAGACAAACGCCACCACCCAUGUUCCCGAUACAAAACGAUUCGACACGGCGGGAAGCAUGUCUUUGGCGAGCGCAACCAACAGCACCGACAGUGAUUGCGGGAGCAACGCGGAGAAGCCGCGCUGGGCCGGAAAGCUGUCUCCCCGCACCGUUCUACACCGCGUCAUGAAAGCCUUCUCUCCUCUCACUCGUCAAAAGGAGGCGUCUUCCAUCCCCAUCGAAGACAACAGGAAGAGUUGCUGUGGUGCCCGGAGAUCAUAG
Molecule: messenger RNA, 1044 nt
Organism: Closterium sp. Naga37s-1
Lineage: Eukaryota; Viridiplantae; Streptophyta; Zygnematophyceae; Desmidiales; Closteriaceae
Source: the annotation of a GenBank genome assembly